GUGAGAAGCGGGGGGGGGGGAGAGGUGUGGUGCGGUGUGGGCAAGUCCAUGGCGCGCAGCAGGAAGGGGAGCCCAAGGAGCCGGGGCUGAGUGCCCUGCCCGCCCAUGGAACCCGCCCUAGCGGCGGCCACUGAAGAAGUGGUGGGGUCGGAAAGAGAGGAGGCGCCGCCGGUCGUUUACACCAUGGAGAACAAGCCCAUCGUGACCUGUGCUGGAGAUCAGAAUCUCUUCAGUUCUCUGUAUCCCACACUUUCUCAGCAGCUCCCACGAGAGCCCAUGGAAUGGAGAAGGUCUUAUGGUCGAGCCCCUAAGAUGAUUCAUCUAGAAUCUAAUUUUGUCCAAUUUAAAGAAGAACUACUGCCUAAAGAAGGAAACAAAGCUCUACUAACAUUUCCCUUUCUCCAUAUUUAUUGGACAGAAUGUUGUGACACAGAAGUAUACAAAGCAACAGUAAAAGAUGACAUCACCAAAUGGCAGAAUGUUCUGAAAGUUCAUAGCUCUAUGGAUUGGUUAAUUGUGGUGGUAGAGUGUGAUGCCAAGAAAAAAAACAAAACCAAUAUCCUUCCCCGAACAUCUAUAGUAGAUAAAAUAAGAAAUGACUUCUGUAACAAACAGAGUGAUAGAUGUGUAGUAUUGUCUGACCCCUUGAAAGAUUCUUCCCGCUCUCAGGAGUCAUGGAAUGCCUUCCUGACAAAACUCAGGACACUACUUCUUAUGUCAUUUACCAAAAACCUGGGCAAAUUUGAGGAUGACAUGAGAACAUUGAGGGAGAAGAGAACAGAACCAGGAUGGAGUUUUUGUGAAUAUUUUAUGGUUCAGGAAGAGUUGGCCUUUGUCUUUGAAAUGCUUCAGCAAUUUGAGGAUGCCCUAGUGCAGUAUGAUGAACUGGAUGCCCUGUUCUCUCAAUAUGUUGUCAAUUUUGGUGCUGGUGAUGGGGCAAAUUGGCUGACGUUUUUCUGCCAGCCAGUGCGAAGUUGGAAUGGGCUGGUCCUCCGCAAACCAAUAGACAUGGAGAAAAGAGAACUGAUUCAGAACCAGGAAGCCACACUAUUAGAUUUGCGCAGUUACUUAUUUUCUCGCCAGUGCACAUUGCUAAUCUUCCUUCAGAGGCCAUGGGAAGUAUCUCAGCGAGCGCUGGAACUCCUCCAUAAUUGUGUGCAAGAGCUAAAGCUUCUUGAAGUCUCUGUUCCUCCCGGUGCUUUGGAUUGUUGGGUGUUCUUGAGUUGCCAGGAGGUUCUGCAGAGAAUAGAAGGCUGCUGUGAUAGGUCUCAGAUUGAUGCCAAUGUUUCUCACAUGGUUGGCUUAUGGAGUUAUGCCACUGAAAAGCUAAAAUCUCUGGGCUACCUGUGUGGGCUUGUAUCAGAAAAUGGGCCCAAUUCAGAAGAUCUUAAUAGAACAGUUGAUCUUUUAGCAGGACUUGGAGCAGAACGCCCUGAAACAGCCAAUACAGCACAGUCUCCUUAUAAGAAAUUGAAAGAGGCCUUAUCAUCUGUAGAAGCUUUUGAAAAGCACUAUUUAGAUCUUUCCCAUGCCACCAUUGAAAUGUACACAAAUAUUGGACGAGUCCGCUCAGCUAAGCUUGUUGGAAAGGAUCUGGCAGAGUUCUACAUGAAGAAGAGGAGUCCCCAAAAGGCUGAAGUAUAUCUUCAAGGAGCAUUGAAAACCUACCUUUCUGAGGGCUGGCCAUUGCUUAUUACACAUACACGGAAGCAACUAGCAGAAUGUCAGAAACACCUUGGACAAAUUGAAAACUAUCUCCAGACAAGCAGCCUUUUAGCUGCUGAUACUAACUUAACAGAAGAAGAGCGCAAACACUUUUGCCAAGAGAUCUUAAAUUUUGCCAAACAGCCCUCAGAUGGCAAAGGUCAGAAAGUUAUCCUGUCCAUGCAUCCCUUCGCACAGUUGAAGAACCUACAUUUUGAUCCUCCUAAUGCCGUGAUCCACGUGGGUGGAACCUUGUCAAUUGAGCUGACUCUGGUAAACCAGAUGCCCGUCACGGUCAAUGUGGAUCAGAUUGCCAUCAAUGUCCAUUUUAACAUUGAAAAAAAUAGCUACCGGAAGACAGCUGAAUGGCUCACAAAACACAAGAUAUCCAAUGGUAUUAUCAACUUUCCAAAUGAAGUUGUAGGUUUCUCUCUCUCAAGAAGUAGUGUGCCGAUGUUGGAGUUGUAUGAGAUGUAUGAAAGGAGCCCCUCGGAUAAUUCUUUGAACACGACAGGCAUCAUCUGCAAAAAUGUGCACAUGCUGUUACGGAGGCAGGAGAGCAGUUCUUCUCUGGAAUUACCCACAGGGCUUACUCUUGAAGAUGGUGCCCAUGUGUUAAAAUGUAGCAACUUAAUACUGGAACCAGGGGUCAAUAAAUUAACUUUCAGAACUCAGGGCAAGGAACCUGGGACAUAUACUCUCAGACAAUUAUGCAUUUCAGUGGGCAAAAUGCAGUUUGCCCUUCCUCAUAUUUACCCAAUUGUGCAAUAUGACGUCUACUCUCAGGAUCCACAGCUAAAAGUGGAACCUUGUACUGACAUUCUUUUGGCUGGAAUUCCUCAGAAGGUAAAAUUCACGGUGACCACCGGCCAUUACACCAUGAAGAAUGGUGAUGCCUUGCAACUUAGUAAUGCCGAUGUCAUGCCAAUCCUGUAUCAUCCAGAGAGCAAAGCAGUGAUUUAUUCGAACACCAGGGAAAAGGCAUCAGAAGCAUCACUGACGAUUCAGUCAUCUGAGAAAAUCACAAGCAUCAGUUUGCCAAUGGCUCCUGCUUAUCAUGUGAUUGCCUUUGAUCUUGAAGUUCUGUACUUACCAUCAACCUCCGUUUGUACAGUGGAAAACAAAAACCUACCUGGUAAAGAGCUGUGGAGGAAAAACAAGGAGAAUGAGACUUUCCACAAUUGCAUGGCUACAGUUGAUCAAAAAGUAACCAUUGAUUGUCCGUGGUCAAUUUACUCUACAAUUAUUGCACUUACAUUCAGUAUACCCUUUAAGGCUAAAUAUUCUUUAUUAUCAGCAGGCAAAAGAAAAUAUAUACAGGUUUGUGUUCAGAACAUGUCCGAAAUCUGUUUUCAUUUAUCUGACAGUAAUCUAAAAAGUUCUGAGAAUUGUACAGAUCUAAUUCUGGAUCCUCUAAAUUCCAAAGUUGAGCAGCAUAUCUAUAAUAAGCAAGCAGUAUUUUUUGUAUGGGAACUGAAAUGGACAAGAGCUCUUCCCACAUCCUUGCAGUGCCAGUUUUCAGUGAACUUCUGUUCAGCUCCCUCUGAAGAGCACUCGCUUUCUUUGAAGCCGUACAUUUAUGAAUUCCAGUUGGAAAACUUUUUUACAUUAUAUAAUGUGAAAGCUGAGAUUUCCCCCCCAUUGGGGGCAGAAUAUUGUAAAACAGGCUCACUCUGCUCAUUGGAAGUAUCAAUUACCCGCCUUUCAGACCUCCUGGAUGUGGAUAAAGAUGAAGCGCUAACAGAAUCAGAUGGAUACUGUACAACAAAACUGUUGUAUGAAGUUGUAGAUAACAGUAGCAACUGGGCAGUCUGUGGGAAGAGUUCUGGAGUGAUAUCUAUGCCUGUGGCAGCUCAAGCAACCCACAAGGUGCACAUGGAAGUGAUGCCUCUCUUUGCUGGAUGCCUCCCUAUUCCUGAUGUCAGAGUAUUUAAAUACCUCCCUCAUCACUCUGCUCACUCUAUACAGCUUGAUGCGGACAGCUGGAUUGAAAAUGAUAAUCUCUCAGUGGACAAGAACGUGGAUGAUCAAGCUGACAACAGCAGCAUCAAGAGCAGGAGCAGCAUCCACUCCGCCACCAGCGCAGAACACAAAGGCUUGCCAAUGCCCCGCCUGCAACCGUUUUCCCCUGGGCAGGUCUUCAACUCCAGCGCUGGCAUGCAGGUCCUUGUCAUUCCCAGCAAGGACGAUCAUAUUUUAGAGGUUAAUGUCACAUGACAGCUCUCAGUGCAUGUGUGUAUACUUACAUACAUGAGACUUGAAUGUGAAUGCACUUUAAGGAAUCAUAACCUGAUUGUUCUUCAAUGAAACAUUCUAGUGCUAAUGAAGCCUAUGGCAACUCAACCUUUAUUGGCCAUGGAAGCAUCCAACAAUUGUAUCAAUUUAAAAUGUACAGUGAAGCUUGUGUCAGCUAGUUUAUAUUGCUACUUUAGGGUGUGUAUGUAAAAUAAAUGUUGGGUUCUUUCCUGCCCUCCCACCCCAUCACAUGGUGAAAUAAAAAAUGCUUAUUGCAGUUGGUUCUUUAAGUUGAACAGCUUACAGAACUGCUAUUUUCUUGGGAAUACUUAGGUUUCUGUUCAAUGAAUAUUUCAGGUUGACAUACAAUAAGCCUUGAAGAAUGUCUGUCAAUGGCUGAAGUAUGUGCCUUUCUUGUCACUGACUGUCUGGUUUCCUGGACCAGGAUAGCUUUCAAAUUUUGUAUAAUAGCUGUGGGAUUCAGAAUCAUUCUAUCUACAAGAUUUUAAAUAUGUAUAUAUAUAUCUUCUUGAAGACUUAACUACUUCUGUGCCUUGGGAUAUAUAAAAUGUAUUAGCCUACUAGCUCUAUUCUGAAACUGCACCAUAUACAGAAAUAUUAUGCUACAUUACCGGGAAAACACACAUAAUACCCUCUGAUGCAAGUAGUAAGGUGGCACAUAAGUGGUUAAGUUAGGAAUAAAGGUUCAUUGGACCAAGCUUCUCCCCCAGUUGAUAAUUUAAAUUAAAUUGAUAGUUUAAAUAAUUAGAAACUAUUAUAUUGAGCUUGAGUAUAUAGCUUUUAUUAAAUAUUUGUCAUUUUAUAUUUUUUUAAACCAAAGUUUGUUCCGUUCCCCUUUCUCAACUACUGUUAACUUAUUGUGGACUACAGAGCCAUGUGUGGUUCUUUUCAGUCUUUACAAUCUUUACAAUAAUUGACCUAUAUGUAUAUUUGCACCUUAUUCUAGAAAAAUCUGAGAAGAAGCAAAUAAAGGCAAGAAUUAUAGAGCGCCUUAUUUGACCACUCUUCCAGUCCAGUUAAGGGGAGAUGUGAAGUCCAGUUGAAUUUGUUCUGGUCCAGCAAAUGGCAGUCACACCAUAGCAACUGAUAUAUUUUUCAGUUGUAAAUGUGUUGUACAAAUGAUUAUUUAAAAAAGUUUAACUGAUGUAAUUGUGUAUAAUUUACACUGAAAUCAAAGACAGAAUAAAUGUGUUUUUAUUGAUGUGAAAGUGACAGCUUGUAAAUAAGAGUGCGUGGGAACUUUCCAGGUCUCAGAAAUAAUGUAUUUUUGUACAUAAGCAUUUCUCUGAAAUUCACUGCUACAACCUUAGUUGCUGUUCUGUCCUGAUACUAGGUUACACUGUUUUCCCUCUCCUUGCAACCUAUGUAGUUCUUAGUCACCUCUAGCACAUGAAUUAAUUAAUUUUACAGCGACAAAAGUAUAUUGGGUAGAUUCAGUAGGUUUUUAAUGUCCCUGGGGGCUGCGGGAACCCAGUCUUUACAAAAAACUAGUCCUUCCAUAUUGUGUAUUUCCAGCAUUGUGCAUCUGUGUUACCUCUACUAUUUUCAUAACUUAAGACCUAUUUUUGCUGGAAAAUGGUAAUAUUCCAGAAUGUUUACCAAAAACUGUUAUGUCACUUAAAAUCAGUUUUAUACCUGGACUUUAAAUUUACACUUUAAUUUGAAUACUCAUAAAUUAUUAUCAUCAGCUGGAUAACUUGCUUUUAUUAGCUAAAAAAAACCAGUAAUCUAAAAACAUUUAUUUGGCAACAAAAUCACCUGUCUUUGGCUUGUCUUUUUAUGUACUGUUUUAAGAAUCAUUGAGGCGACACAAUGUCACAACAUAUAUACUUAGCUUUUCAGUUCAACUACAAAAAUUAGUUAAGCUGGGGAUUUUUCCCCCCACAGGACAUGAGCAAAAUAUAAAAGUACAAUUUCAGUAUAUUAAAUUAUUUGAUUUCUUGUGAAGAGUCCAUAAGCAAGACAGUUUUAUUAGCCACUAGCCCAGAUAAGAUCUUCUUGUCUAGUUUUAAAGAAGGAUAACACUUGUGCAACUAUAUUGGAACUAAUGAACUUCACUAAAAUGCCACAAAAGCUUAUCACUACUUAAGGAGGUAUUUGUAUAUAUUAGGGAAGGGGUUUGGUUUCUGGGUACAAAUGUAAAUAAUUGACACAAAUUUGCAAUAUGUGUAUCUGAAAAGAAUUCUAUUUAUAGAUAACUGUUAAGUUUGUAAAUACUAUAAAAUGGGUUAAAGGAGUAUAAUUUUUGUGAAUUUCACAGCCCUAUUUGUGACUGGAAAAAUUAACUCCUAGUAUAAAAAUUGUUGAAGUUAAUGUGAGAUUCUGGCAUUUCUCAUUUGCGGCUCUGUAAGAUUCCAUUAUUACAAUAAUCCAUGAAGGAUUAAACGUUCACAAGCAGAAUAGUAAGGGAAGGAUUUAAAACAGGUUUAAGAAAUAAACUUGUUAUGGAAAAGAAAUUGGAAAACAAGCUAGUGGAUAAAAAGUGAAUAAAAAUCUUGAAUAUU
This is a messenger RNA of Sphaerodactylus townsendi, 6464 nucleotides long. It is a transcript of the gene TRAPPC10, whose product is annotated as trafficking protein particle complex subunit 10. Gene Ontology annotation, molecular function: protein binding. The transcript has 23 exons. The coding region runs from base 106 to 3921 and encodes 1271 amino acids. Lineage: Eukaryota; Metazoa; Chordata; Lepidosauria; Squamata; Sphaerodactylidae. Gene Ontology annotation, cellular component: TRAPPII protein complex. The record is from RefSeq and is a predicted model, not a curated record. Gene Ontology annotation, biological process: early endosome to Golgi transport; intra-Golgi vesicle-mediated transport.